Molecule: messenger RNA, 1314 nt
Organism: Manacus vitellinus (golden-collared manakin)
Lineage: Eukaryota; Metazoa; Chordata; Aves; Passeriformes; Pipridae
Product: spermatogenesis-associated protein 7 homolog
Exons: 10
Coding region: 1-1215 (404 amino acids)
Biological process (GO): microtubule cytoskeleton organization; protein localization to photoreceptor connecting cilium; protein localization to photoreceptor outer segment
Cellular component (GO): axoneme; photoreceptor distal connecting cilium; rod photoreceptor outer segment
Source: RefSeq, a predicted model, not a curated record
AUGGUGCCUACCUACUCCUUGAUGGGACCUUUCAGAGGACACAUGAGUCUCAAAAGUAGCCCUUUUUCUCCCGGACCUUCCUGCAAACUCUCCAGCCAGUACAUCAUUCAAGAUCACAUGGCUGCUCAUUUCAAGAAACUGAUGUCUGCCAAAGCUGCUGUUGAUUCAUCUGCACCGAAGAGUUUGCAUACCAGUGUUAAAUACAAGGAUCAACAGAAAAGAGACAGACUAAUUCAAACCCUUGAAAAAUAUAAGAGGGAUCUUGUACGGAGUCUUCCUGCCACACCAUUCAACUCCAGAAGUGUUUCUCCAAGCCAGCAGAAGAUGAGGAGGUCACCGUUGGAAAAUGGUCACCCAUAUUUGACAUCUGGUUGGAACAACUCUUCCAGAACAAAGAGAGAGCAGCCUCCCUCUGUAUCAUUUCAGAAGUUCACUUCAAGGACUCUGAUGCCAGCUCCUGCUGCAAGAAGGUCUAUCCCAAAUGGUGCUCCAUGUGCUUUGUCUCAGACUCCUGUUCACAACUCCAGUACAGACAGAUCAUCUGCUUCACUGCUUCUGCGUUCUCGCACGCAUUUGGGCAGUCGCAACACGAAGAAGGCAUUUCAAAACUCUGUUCAUAAAACAUACUCUGGGGACCUCCUGGACAGACAUUCAGCCUAUUUUACAGAAAAGAAGCAAUGUUUUAGCCCUCGGAUCUUAAAGACAUCACAUCAAUCUUUUCUUAUGAAGUAUAGGUAUUAUAAUCCUCCUUCAAGAAAAAGGAGCUCCUCCCCUAGCAGACCACCAUUUAAAUCAUCAGACAUCAGUAACGAAAAGAAAAGCGAGUUGCACAGAUUUUUAGAAGAUUCACACGUGAGACCCCAUUCUGUUCACUUCUCUCAGCAGCCAGUUGAGAACUGUGAAUUGUGGAUUCAAAAUUCUGAAAUGCCACUUUUUCCAGGAUUACAAUUUGAAGAAAAAGAAGAAGAGUAUCUUCGCUUUCUUCAGGAUCUCACUAAUGAUAUUUUGAUUAGAAGUUGUUAUCACAGAGAGGCAUUAGAAGAUGUAUUUCAAAUGCACAUUAAAAGUAAGAGGCAUAACCUUGAUGAGGUAAAAAUGACAAGAAUAGUUCAAGGCCUGAAGAAAGAGUUGAACAUCACAAACCGACCACACCUUUACAUCAGCUGUGAGGGCACAUGGCAAAAGGAUGCCAACAUUCCUGCGACGUGCUUUUAACUCACAGUUUUGGGCAUUUCAGAGAGCAUUCAAAAUCAGUUGGGACAGCGAACUAGUUUUUACACCAAUUACAAUGUAAACCUUGGGUAAACAGGAAAA